Molecule: messenger RNA, 1689 nt
Organism: Aspergillus pseudotamarii
Lineage: Eukaryota; Fungi; Ascomycota; Eurotiomycetes; Eurotiales; Aspergillaceae
Product: flavin-containing monooxygenase
Exons: 1
Coding region: 1-1689 (562 amino acids)
Molecular function (GO): NADP binding; N,N-dimethylaniline monooxygenase activity; flavin adenine dinucleotide binding
Source: RefSeq, a predicted model, not a curated record
AUGGGUUCCAUCGGAGCACGAGAGCAAAACUACGAUGUGUUGAUAAUUGGUGCCGGCCUCUCGGGCAUCUACAGCUUACACGAGGUUCGAAAGAAUCUUCCCUCCUUGAGCGUCAAAGUCCUCGAAGCUGGAGAAGGCGUAGGAGGUACCUGGUUUUGGAAUCGUUACCCAGGUGCCCGCUUUGACUCUGAAACCAUAUCCUAUCAAUUUUCAUGGGAUAAAGAACUCUUACAGGAAUGGAACUGGAAAGACACCUUCUCCGCGCAGCCGGAUACUCUCGAGUAUAUUGAGCGGGUUUGCGAAAAACACGACUUGUACAAAGAUAUUCAGUUCAAUACUCGAAUUAAGUCUGCGCAUUGGCAGGAUGCAGAACGUACUUGGCUUUUCGUGGAUGAGGCCGGUUUCCACUAUCGCGCACGCUUCUUCCUUAGUUGUUUGGGUGUUCUAUCCAACCCGACUCUACCUGCGAUCCCCGGUCUCAAAGACUUCCAGGGUCAGUCAUUUCAUACAUCACGCUGGCCGAAAGAUUUCGACAUGAAGCGCGACUUCGCCAACAAGCGAAUUGGUGUGAUCGGCACAGGAGCAACCGGGAUUCAGACCAUCACGGAAACAGCUAAAGAGCCCAGUAUCAGGUCGCUCACCGUGUUCCAGCGAACUGCGAGUUGGUCUGCCCCGCUGCGAAACAUGAAGAUUACGCCAGAGCAUAUGGAGAAAAUCAAAGCUGAAUACGAUGCUACCUUCCAGCGGUGUGCCUCAACACCGACCGGCUUCCUGCACAAGCCCGACCCUCGCAAGUCUUCCGAAGUGUCGCACGAAGAGCGCGUCGCAUUAUGGGAGAAGCUCUAUGCUGAACCUGGCUUCGCCAAAUGGCAAGGGGCGUUCUGCGACACGUACACCGAUCGUGAAGCGAAUAGGCUAUACUCCGAGUUUAUGGCGAACAAGAUUCGAGAAAGAGUGCAUGAUCCCGUUGUAGCGGAUAGCCUAAUUCCCAAAAACCAUGGCUUCGGUACGCGACGGGUGCCACUGGAGAGUGGAUACUUUGAAGCAUUCAAUCAGCCAAAUGUCCAUCUCGUCAAUUUGCAAAAGACGCCUAUUGAGAGAGUCACUCCAAAUGGGAUCCUCACUUCGGACGGCAAGGAACAUGAGCUGGAUAUUCUGGUAUACGCGACCGGCUUUGAUGCAAUCACUGGUGCCUUUAAUGCUGUUGAGUGGCAUGGAAAGGAUGAUCGGCCACUCAUCGCUAGUAGUGACAGUGAAACAGGGAAGCGUGCUGUCUGGCUUGACCAUCGGCCUUAUACUUAUCUUGGGCUCAUGGCUCCUUCGUUCCCGAAUAUGUUUAUGGUGCUGGGUCCACACCAACCAUUUGGAAACAUUCCACGGAGUAUUGAACAUUCCGUUCAGGUUGUGAAUCAGCUAUUGCAGUUCUGCCACAAUGAGGGUUACACAUUAGUUGAGGCAACUGAAGAAGCCGCAGACAGGUGGACCGAGCAUGUAAUCGAGUGUAGUAAGGGUGCAUUGUCGAAUGAGAUCGAUAGUUGGAUGACUGGAGUGAACACGAACGUCCCCGGGAAAACCGUUCGGAGUGUGGCCAGAUAUGGAGGGAGCGCAAUUGAGUAUCGCAAGCGAUGCCAGCAGACUCGAGCAGUUGGUUGGGAAGGGUUCAGAUUUGCACGAGGUUAUACACUUUAA